Ceraceosorus guamensis is the source of this 914-nucleotide messenger RNA. RefSeq names its product Nitroreductase. Gene Ontology annotation, biological process: cellular response to oxidative stress. The annotation marks the transcript as partial. Lineage: Eukaryota; Fungi; Basidiomycota; Exobasidiomycetes; Ceraceosorales; Ceraceosoraceae. The transcript has 4 exons. The record is from RefSeq and is a predicted model, not a curated record.
AUUUCACAGCUUCCGAACAGAAAGCUUGUGGUACAGGUACAGGUACACGGACAUAAGGAAUCACCGGUACCAAUGCAGUGAGCGAGCGAUUGACACUUCGUCCAUCACGCCACACAAGCGGUGUUUGAAGGACGGGCGGACUUGCGUGCAGCGGUGACGUGCUCGCUCCUAAUCGCUACUUCGGCGUUUUGCGUUUCCGUGGUACGCGGCUAUAAAUAGCUAUCCUUUUCUUUCUCGUCUGCCUCAAUUUGCCUCUCUUCAACCAUCACAUUUGAUCACACAAGCAUCGAGCGCAAAGAUAUAUACGCACACGCACACACUUGUCACACGCACCUCUCUUCAAACUUCGACAUGGCCUCCACAACCUCGGCCGCAACGCACGCGCCCCUGCUGGCAGCAAUCCAAGCUAGACGUUCCAUCUACGCCCAAGGCAAGCGUCAAAUCCUCACCGACGAAGCAGUCACCAGUCUGGUCAAAGCCAUCGUCAAGGACAGUCCCUCUGCUUUCAACAGUCAAUCCAGCAGAGUGGCCAUCCUGUUCGGCAAGCAACACGAAAAGUACUGGAAUGAGUAUGCACCAGAGAUUUAUGGCAAGGUUGCUGGACCCGAAGCUCUUGCAAAACAACAAAAGCGUCUCGAAGCGUUUGCCGGCGCAACCGGCACGGUCCUCUUCUUCGAAGACGAUGCGAGUCUAGAAGCCUCGGCCAAACGCAAUCCAGGCGUGGCUUCCCAAUUCAGCCCUUGGUCUCUACAAUCUAGCGGCAUUGCGCAAGGCAACGUCUGGAACGCUUUGACUGCAGCAGGAUACGGUGCAAAUCUGCAGCACGUCAUCCCUUCCACCUCUCCCUUGGCAGCCGCCGAGCUGCUCAAACUUCCAGCAACGUGGAGAAUUCAUGCGGAGCUCGUUUUUGGCUC